Cantharellus anzutake is the source of this 1517-nucleotide messenger RNA. RefSeq lists its product as uncharacterized. Gene Ontology annotation, biological process: regulation of DNA-templated transcription. The record is from RefSeq and is a predicted model, not a curated record. The coding region runs from base 184 to 1173 and encodes 329 amino acids. Lineage: Eukaryota; Fungi; Basidiomycota; Agaricomycetes; Cantharellales; Hydnaceae. Gene Ontology annotation, molecular function: DNA-binding transcription factor activity. The transcript has 5 exons.
CGCAAUACACACGAACAUUGCUACGGCUCAAAACUUCAUAAGGGCGUCCAGUAAAAGGGCCUGAGCCCUCUGCUGCAGCCGCCGGAAACGCUAUCGUGACGAUCUCCACCCGAGCCCCGGAAGCAAAUCUGACAAUCUCCCCUCUUCGUUCAAGUUCACCACCCUCUCUUCCAACAACUCGCGAUGAGUAAGGCCGAAUCUGUUACCCCUCCGCCCGAUAACAGCAACCCAGCCUCCCCAUCCCCUACUGAGCCUCAAAACAAUGGCCAUGGGAUUUACUCCAAGAGCAGAAACGCCCGUGCUCAAGCGCGUCAUCGCGCAAAGAGAAAGGCUUACAUUGAACAGUUAGAAGAGUCAGUUACCAUGCUGCAAUCAACUUUAGCUGCCCAGGAAUGCAGUGCGGCGGGACUAUCAACUUACCGCAUGGUUGAGCUCGAGAAAGAGAAUGCUGCCCUCCGUCAGGAGAUUCUUCAUCUCCGUAAUCAGAUAGCCGACCUCACUCGAGUUACCCCUCAGUCUCACCAGCAAGGAUCACAACAUUUUCCAAAUGAUGACUCAACUUCUUUGCACGAUUCGAAAAGGAGGAAGCGAUCUAUUGAAGAAUACUUGGGGGCUGACCCGUCUGUGACCCUCAGUGGACGCGAUGGGAACAUCAUCAAUCCUGGUGGUUUCCGCGAUGAUGCUCGCUCUGGUCAUUCCAUCACUUCUCCGAUGUGCUCCCCAGGGCCUCGGCCUCAGCUGCAACUAUGUGUGCCUCAAGGCGGCUACUCCCCGGAGGGAUCAUACACACCCAACAGUGGCCAUCAUUUCUCUGGAACGAACACUAUGGCUUAUACAUCUUACCACGCACAGAAAUCCCUGGACCCUUCUGUCAAUUCGUACCAAAACGUGACUUCACCACCUGCGUAUGAUUAUCGACAACCGUCCUCUUCCGCAUCGUCGGCGCCUUACUCCUUAUUACCUUCCCCUAUUUCUGCCAACAGUCAGGGCAACAGCCCGGAUCUUUGGUCAAAUGCGUGUACGACGUCGGGCGGUAUAGGUUCUGGGCAUCAGUAUCAACUAGCUCCAAUACCCACACUCAAUAACCCACUUCAUUACUCGACAUCGCCUCCUUCAGGGCACUGGAGCACUCGUUCUCACGUUCGUUCUCCUUACAUCGCCAAUGCGUCCUGAAUUUGUGUCACUGAAUAGGUUCCUUGAAUUCGUUGUUAAAUUAUGUGGGACAAAGAUUGAUGAGUGUUAGAUAGCAUGUUAUCUGGAAGUUUGUUCGCCGCUCCCUGCUCUCUUUUCGUCUUCCGCCACCUUCCUAACCCCCCCAAAACCAAAACAGCGUUCUCAUGUCUAAACCAGGCGCGUCCCCCCCUUCUCAUCUGGUAUAUUUAUCUUUAUGGGAUACCCACAUAAAUGCCGGCCCCCUGUAUCUUGUGGUUUUCUAUAUUUGUUGGUCGCCUCUGCGUACGUGCAGUUUGCUUUUAUAUGAUUGAAUCCGGAGCGGCGUCUCGAUGUCAAACCUUCCU